CCGACAAAUUCUGUGAAAAGUACGUGUAAAAUUAUUUGGGAGAGGAGAGGAGAGGAGGUAUCUGAGACCACAUAAUUGAUGUCGCAAAUCGAGAGAACUUGACAGCCCUUUUUGACACGUUUGAGACUUUUAACCGACGGAAAAUAUCUCGGUUUCUCACUAUCUCUCAUUUUCGAUCAAAAUUUACAAAAAUAAAAAACGCAGUGAAGAAGAAUGGCGACUGUGUCCAGCUUUCCUACAAUGCAAAAGAUGCAGACUCCGCGAGUUUUGUGCAGGAAGAGAGAGAAAGAGAAAGACAACAAUUACCCUUACAAAGUUAUAGUGAUCUCUCCUCCGCCAAAAAGCCUCGGCAUUCGCUGUUUUCCCUCUAAUCUGCAGUGUGGUGAGAGCGUGACCAUUGAAGGCCAGACUUAUACCAUAUCAGCUGUAACUCAUCGUUAUCAGCUCAGGAAAGGGAAAUACGAACCUAGUGAGAAGAGGCUUGAUGUGUUGUCCACUGGAAGAUACAUAUUGAAUUUGUAUUUGGAAGGCAAAAGGAAAUCAAAGAUUGCUUUUGGCGCUAGAAAAAAAUGAUUGCUUUCCUUUCCACCAUCUCUGUCGAAGGGUUCCUCUCUAGACCAUAGUCCGAUUGCCGGCGCCGAUUGUUGGCACUGGUGGUUCGCCCAUUAGUGGGGCUGAUUGCUGGCCGGUGCUUCGUCGAAAAAUACGUCAAUUGCUGGUGGUGUGACAUAUCGUAUAUUUGAAUAUUAAACCUUUGCUAUUUGUUUACACAUACAAACAAUGAAAUUAGAGGGAGAACCAAAAGAGAAGGAAGAAAAAGACUUCUUGUAGAUUGAAGAAGAAGGAAACGAGAAAGAAGAAGAAGAGGGAAAAUGGAAGAAGAGGGACGCUGCUUUUUCUUUUUUCUAAUAUGAACGAUGCUUUUAAUUUAGGAAAUAUGGUUUUAAUGUUUACACUGAAUGCAGCGUUUCAUUUACCGGAAUGGCGUGUGCCGGCGAGCCAUAUCAGUGCCACGUCAAUUCCAAUUUGAGGGGAAAGAA
This is a messenger RNA of Salvia miltiorrhiza (redroot sage), 1040 nucleotides long. RefSeq lists its product as uncharacterized. The record is from RefSeq and is a predicted model, not a curated record. The transcript has 4 exons. Bases 214 to 573 code for a protein of 119 amino acids. Lineage: Eukaryota; Viridiplantae; Streptophyta; Magnoliopsida; Lamiales; Lamiaceae.